This is a messenger RNA of Linum trigynum, 1646 nucleotides long. The record is from the annotation of a GenBank genome assembly. Lineage: Eukaryota; Viridiplantae; Streptophyta; Magnoliopsida; Malpighiales; Linaceae.
AGCUUUCUUUCAAUAAGAGGUUUCACAAUAAAAAGCAAUUCAUUUUCACUUGAAAAGGGAACCCUUGGCCUUGCUGUCGGGCGUCGGCUGUCGCUACUCGCUAGUUUGGCAAAAUUUGAAACAGAAAAGAGACCUGCCCGACAGCCGUCGUAUCCUUUCGGCGGGAACUCUCUUCUCGGCAGGACUAGUAAACUGGCCGAGCAUUUAGUGGCGGGAAGAAUAUCUGAUCCACAAACUUUCCUUCCCCAUUCGAGGAAAUGAGCAAUAGAAGAUUAACAACACUAUUACAGCCGAGCGCCACGAACCCUAAUAAUCCACCUAAGGACGGCGACGAGACAGCUACUCCCUUCAAGAAGCAAACCCUCGAUCUGGGAAAUGGAAGCGAAAUCAUCUAUUUCCCGCGAUGCUUACCGGUGGAUGAUUCCUGGGAGCUGUUCGAUUAUCUCGACACUCAGAUCCCUUGGACCCGACCCACUGUCAGAGUCUUCGGUCGCUCCUGCCUCCAGCCUAGGGAGACAUGUUAUAUUGCGAGUUCAGGACUGCCACAACUGUCCUACAGUGGGUAUAAACCACAGCCCUAUUCUUGGGACGACUACCCUCCUCUCAAGAACAUCUUAGAAGCUGUUCACAAGGCACUUCCAGGUAGCAAGUUCAAUAGCUUGCUCUUGAAUAAGUACAAAGGUGGGAAUGACAAUGUUGGUUGGCACGCUGACGACGAGAAGCUCUAUGGACCAACUCCAGAAAUCGCGUCGGUUUCAUUUGGGUGUGAAAGGGAGUUCUUACUGAAGAAGAGACCCAGUAAACCCUACUCCAAAGUUCACCGGAAAUCUGAAGAUGAGGAGCCUGCUAAGAAGCGAAUGAAGAAGAGUGAUCAACAUUCGUUCAUGCUGAAGCACGGAUCGCUGCUGGUGAUGAGAGGUUACACUCAAAGGGAUUGGCUUCACUCUGUGCCUAAGCGCGCUAAAAUAGAAGCGACACGAAUCAACUUGACCUUUAGGCUAGUCCUCUAAACAACCCUGGUGUACAAUGCAUCAUGUGAUCAACAAGAAGACUUGAUGAAUUUGUUCCUUCAGAAUGAAGCAUCUGAUGUCUGUUACAGUUUUUCUGCCUAUGUUUGAUGGCCAUGAUCAAACCCUAGUUGAGGAUCAAUUGUACACCGAACACUAACAGAGCCCUUGUUCCUAUUCUUUUCCUUUUGGCGUAUGGACCGGAGUCACUGCCUCAAUCUAUUCGAUGAUUGGAGAGAGCUAGCAUGCUGCUGAAAUGGAGACACUCGGCAACAAGCAUUGUGGAAUGUGCUAAGACGAUCAUAUGCUUGAAAUGAGUGGUCGAGGAUAUGAAUAUAUGUGCAUGCAAGUUUCAUGUUUUGAAUGAUGGCGAAGGAACUUGCCAUAGAGAGGUAUAAGUUGCUAUAUGUGCAAAGUUAGGCUUUCAAAAUUAGAAUGUUAUGAAGCGGGAAUGUAAUCUAGUAGUAUACUACUGAGUUUUGUGCUGUGUUCUGGAUUUUUUUUUUUUAAUUGGGAAUGUCAAAGAAAGAAAACAACCAACUAGUAAAAUCCCUUCCCUCCUUACACUUUUUUUUAUUGAAAUAUGCUCUCGGCUUUUAUUACGUUACUACAUUUAAGUAAUAAGCUGAUCAAUCAGAU